Arachis duranensis is the source of this 2516-nucleotide messenger RNA. Its product is annotated as protein WHAT'S THIS FACTOR 1 homolog, chloroplastic. Gene Ontology annotation, molecular function: RNA binding. The record is from RefSeq and is a predicted model, not a curated record. NCBI's taxonomy places the organism in Eukaryota, Viridiplantae, Streptophyta, Magnoliopsida, Fabales, Fabaceae. Bases 520 to 1839 code for a protein of 439 amino acids. The transcript has 4 exons.
GAUAAUGCUGUGUCUUCAUUGUUAACAGUGGUUACUAGUGCAGCAAGCUUGUCUUCAUUCUCAUUCGGUACUUGCUGUGUUAAGUUCUUUAUAUUCUCCUCUUCCCUGUGUGAGUCACCAACAAGUUCUUGCAAGCAUGUAAGCUCUCUUGCCAGAGAUUUCCUUGUUUCCCUGAAACUUGGAUGCAAGCCCAGGUGAGUAGGUACUUAUUGUUAUCUAAUCUAAAAAAAAAAGGAAAAGUAUAGAAAACUGUACUGGGCCGAAGCCCUCUCCCUGAACUCUGAAGAAGCCCUCACCGAACCCUAGUCAAUCUCUCACUCACUUCUCUCACGGUGUCGCACUCAAGCUCUCUCGUCUCCGGUCUCGCACUCAGUAGACGCCUUCCCUGCGCUCGUCUUCGCCGCCGAAAGAAGCAGACGGAACCAGCAUCUGGUCCCUCGUCUUCGGCUGUCAGUUGGUCAGCUUCCUUCACCGUCAGUUGGUCCCUGGGCAGAUAUAUAAUUGUACAAGUUCCCUCAAAUGCUGAAACCUCCGAUAAACCUCUCAGCGAAGAAGCUCAUCGGAGCUUCAAUUCUUUUCCAUCGAUGGAUGACGACCAGCAAGAGGGUUCAAGACAGGAGUAAGCAGAAGAGGGUUAACGAUCUUGAGGUUGUAACCGAGAAGUGGAAGAUACUCUCCAAAAUCCUCUUCUUAAUCGAGCUUCUGAAGCAACAGCCUGAGAUGAUUAUCCCUGUUAGAUCCCUUGAAAACUACCGUAAGCAGAUCAAUCUCCCAAAGCCACAUAGAAUCUCCGAUUUCAUUCGAAAGACGCCAAAGCUCUUUGAACUCUACAAGGAUCACAAGGGGGUGCUGUGGUGUGGCUUGACGGAGAGAGCUGAGGAAUUGUUGGAGGAAGAACAGAGGGUUCUUGAGCAGCAUUCCGAUAAGGCUGCGGAACAUGUUACGAGGUUGCUGAUGAUGUCAGUGGAUAAGCGUCUCCCGUUAGAGAAGAUUGCUCAUUUCAGAAGAGAUUUUGGGUUGCCUAUGGAUUUUAGGGCUAAUUGGGUGCACCAAUAUCCGCAGCAUUUUAGGGUUGUGAAAUUCUUCGAUGGCAUUCAUCAAGUUGAGUGCUUGGAGCUUGUGAAUUGGAAUCCUAAUUGGUCAAUAACGGAAUUAGAGAAGGUUACAGGUGUAACUGAAUCCACUACUACCAAUUUGCAUAUCCCUGGUAUGCUGUCACUUCCAUUCCCUUUGAAAUUUCCUUCAAAUUAUAAAAGGGUGUAUCGUUAUAGUGAAAAGAUUCAAGAUUUUCAAAAGAGGGCUUAUUUGUCUCCUUAUGCUGAUGCAAGAGGUCUCAAGGCUGGUUCUCUUGAAUUUGAUAAGAGGGCUGUUGCUGUUAUGCAUGAGAUUCUUAGUUUCACCAUUGAAAAGAGAUUGGUCACUGAUCACCUCACUCACUUUCGUUGGGAGAUGGUGAUGCCUCAGAAGCUCAUGAGGAUUCUUCUGAAGCACAUUGGCAUCUUCUAUGUCUCGGAGCGGGGGAAGAGGUUUAGUGUGUUCUUGAAUGAAGCAUAUGAAGGUGCGGAGCUGAUUGAGAAAUGCCCCUUGGUCCUAUGGAGGGAAAAAGUCUUAAAGCUUGUUGGUUAUAGAGGGAGGAAGAAGAAGUUUGAGACACUCAGUGACAUGUCAGAUGUAGAAAGCGAUAUUGGCUUGAUGCAGAGUGAUUCUGAAGUAGAGGACUUGGACGUGCAGCUUGAGCAGCAUGGUUCCUUGGAUUAUGAGGAUCCUUUACUUGUGGACAAUUCUGAGAUGAAUGUUGAAGAGAUUGCUUGUGAAUAUCGAAAUUUUAAGAAUUCUUGAGAUUGAGAGAAUGUGCAGAUAUAAACAUCACGCACUGAUUUUUUUAAGUACUGCUUUUUCAUUUUGAUUGGCUGAUGCUUAAAUGAAGCCCAUCUGAAGAAGGUGCAAGUGAUAGAGAAUAUAGCUGGACAAAUUAAACCUUGUUUCAGAACCCGCUGGGAACAAUUUAUAAUCAUGGCUAGUGAAUGCUGUAGCAUGGGUUAGACAAACACGUUGUGGUCCUACCUGAAAGGCCAAAAGUAAAGUGGUUCAUGGUUGAUUGGAGUGCUUCAAUCAAUGAACAAAUGAUACUUUUUCUGCAAAAGGAGAUUGAACCUGUUUAAGCUGGAGUAUUGAUUAUCACAAUGCAUCGAUCCUGUCUUUAUCAACGAUCCCUAAUCCUUAGGCUUAUCUGUUUAAAGCUCUCAACAUUUUGACCUUGGGUAAAAUUUAUCCAGGUAUGCAACAUCCAAUCAUAUAUUGAAGCAAUUUAGAUAAGCGAUUUGAGGGUUAGAGGGUAUCAUUCAGUCAAUCACAUUUGAGGAGACAAGUUUUUUGAUUACUCGAUGGUAUUUUCAUUUUAAUUUUGGUUCUUCAACUGCUGCCAAAGCUGUUACAAUGCCAAAACUGCAAUUCAGUGGCAGAGCUUGUAAUUUAAACAAAAAGAUGUAACAUUUCUAAUGCAUUCAAGUUUAUUA